AUGGACACUGUGUCGUUCUACAUAGCCUUCAUUGCUGGUAUUUUAACAAUUUUACCAAUUGCCGGCGCACCGUUUGGGACUCGACCAAACAUCGUUUUCAUUUUAGCUGACGACCUCGGCUGGCACGAUGUUGGAUACCACGAUUCUAUCAUCCGAACGCCGAACAUCGACAAGCUUGCGGCGGAAGGAGUUAAGCUGGAGAACUACUAUGUUACGCCAUUGUGCACACCAACAAGAGCAGUGCUGAUGACGGGCCGUUAUCAGAUUCAUACUGGUAUGCAGCACGGAGUACUGAUGGCUCAGGAACCACGGUGUUUGCCGACAGAUGAAGUUCUGAUGCCACAGAAGCUGAAGGAAAGCGGAUACACCACGCACAUGGUAGGAAAGUGGCAUUUGGGAUUCUAUAAAUGGGCGUGUACACCCAAUCAUCGAGGUUUUGACACUUUUUUCGGUAUGUAUCUGGCCGGUGGAGACUACUUCAAUCACACCAGACUCUGUCAUGGUCGGCGCCUAGCAGCCUGGGAUCUCCGUGACGGUGACCAAGUUGUAGCACCAGAAUAUGUGGGAAAAUAUUCUACCAUUGUGUUUGCAGAGAAAGCUCAGGAAAUUAUAAAGAAACAUGAUCCAACAAAUCCGCUGUUUCUUUAUCUCUCGUUCCAAGCUGUUCACGCGCCGCUUCAGGUUCCCGAGAGGUACAUCAAUAUGUAUAAAGACGAUAUCCGUGAUGAAUCGCGUAGGAUAUAUGCUGGCAUGACCACGUGCAUGGAUGAAGCCAUUGGAAAUGUCACGAGAACCCUGGCACGAAGAGGUCUUUUGGAUAACACAAUCAUAGUAUUUUCGUCAGAUAAUGGUGGCGCCAAGUUGUACGGCGCUAGUAACUACCCGCUGAGAGGACAGAAAGGCACUCUUUAUGAAGGCGGGGUGAGAGCGCCCGCAUUCGUCUAUAGUCCUUUGCUGAGCAAUCGCGUUCGAGGAACCGCAACCCAUGAACUGAUGUACGUCGGUGAUUGGUUCCCCACAUUUCUACACCUAGCUGGAGGAAAUUUGCAUGGUGUAAAACCAUUGGAUGGAGUUAACCAAUGGCAUACUGUGAGUGCCGCUAUGCCAUCAAAAAGAACGGAAAUCGUGCACAAUAUCGAACCAUUGCGCGGUAAACCACCGAGAGUGAAAGAUGAGCCGUGGUUGACUAAUCCAUAUUUUGACAUCCGGGUCAUGGCGUCGAUUAGAGUCGGUGAAUGGAAAUUAAUCACAGGACGCAAAGGUGACCCGACUUGGACAAUCCCUCCCGAGCUGGGAGGCGGAUCAGUUGACCCAGGCAGACCUACAAUUGUGGAGUUGUAUCAUAUUAAAGAAGACCCCUUAGAACGGACAGAUCUAUCCAGGGAUAGACCGGACAUUGUCAACAAAUUGUUAGAGAGGUUGCGUUAUCACAGCGAUACAUCGAGACUUCCGGAAACACCCACACCUGUGUUCGAUACAUCCGACCCUCUCCAUCACAACAUGGCAUGGGGACCAUGGGAGUAA
Messenger RNA from Saccoglossus kowalevskii, 1524 nucleotides. RefSeq names its product arylsulfatase B-like. Gene Ontology annotation, molecular function: sulfuric ester hydrolase activity. The record is from RefSeq and is a predicted model, not a curated record. NCBI's taxonomy places the organism in Eukaryota, Metazoa, Hemichordata, Enteropneusta, Harrimaniidae.